AUGGAAAAGGAACUGAAGGACGAGAUGCAGGGCAUGGAAAAGGCGCUGGUGGGCGGGAUGCAAAACAUGGAAAAGGAGUUGGUUGGCGAGAUGCAAGAAAUGGAAGCAGAGCUGGUGGGCGAGAUGCAAGAAAUGGAAGCCAGGGUCACAGAGGAGGGCAAGAAGAACACAGCGGAGAUCAUGGAAGGAAUCGAAGAUGCCAGGAAGGAGCUGAACGGCAAGAUGGACAAGGUGAGCUCGCAGAUCAAGAACCUGGGAUCCAUGACAGAGGCUCAGAUCAAACAGACCAAGGAAGAGCUGAAGGCGGGGCUGGAGGACGUCAAUGCUCAGAUCAAACAGAGCAAGGAGGAGCUGAAGGCCGACCUGAAAGAUGUCAAGGCUCAGAUCAAAGGGACAGAGAAGGAGCUAAAGGCCGGCCUCAACAAUGUCACGGCUCAGAUCAAGCAGACCAAGGACGAGCUAAAGACCGACCUAAGAGAUGUCAAGAAUCUGGUGAAAGCCAGCUCGGACCGCAUCGUCGAUGAGAUGCAGGAUGGGCUUGCCAGCGUCCAAAACCGCAUCAAGGGCUUCGAGGCCGCUUUCGAUGCGGAGAUGACGGCGGUCCGAAACCAGCAAGCGAUCAUGACGAACCUUCUUGUUGGGAACGCCAUGCGUAUGGACGAGCUCCGGGAAGCAGUAGACGGCUCGGUAGAGUUGGCCGAGGAGCACCAGUUGGAGAACGUUGAAAUGAUGCUCAGCUCGGCUAUGCUCCAUGUGAAGGCGGCCUUCGUAAGCGCCUUCGACCUGGUGCAGCAGUCCGAGGCAGCACGCAUCAGCUACGCCCGAGCCGUCGCGGACUACGGGCAGUGCAAGGUUCCGUACACGGAGGUGACAAGCCGGCGGGAGCUCUUCAACAACACUCGGGCCAUGGUGAGCAACCCAGUGCAUCUCCUCGAGUUACAGACGCAGGCAAGAGAUGCCUUUGCGCUCCUCUCCAGGAUUCUCGGAGAGAGUCGUUUGCUCCGCCGCUUUGUUGAGAAGGCUGUGAUCGCCAUCCAGCCGCACCAGAUGAUCAAUGCCUCAGUCACAAAGGGCGAGGAUGCAUCGCUUUGCCGUCAGUACCUGUCACCAGACUCCAUGAUGCUCAUGCAGAACCUCCUCCAAGACUCUGCCACGGAGACUUUCUUGUCCCUCUCCUCGCAGAUUGAGCGAACCAGGGAUUUGCUGAAUUGGGUGCAAAUGAUUGUGCGGAACAGCAACCCGACAGCCGCACACCUCGGCCAAGGGCCCGAGGCGUCGGAGAUGAUAGCGCAAGCCUGGGCCGGCAUCGUGGGGGAAUUCACCACAGUUUUGCAAAGCUUCGAGCUGCCACGCAAGGACACCUCUCACCAGCUCCUUGUUCUGCACCGCAAGCUACUGAAGCAAAACCUGCCGGAACUUUGCCCCGUUCCUUCCAGCUGCAUCUCCGCCCUGCUGCAGAAACUCCCGGGCACCUCCACCACCUCCCUGGUGGCCUGGGACCGCGUCCAGCUUCCUGGAGGUGGAGAGCUGCUGAUGGUUCUUCAGCACCCCGAGGGACUGCUGCUUGCCGAUGGGACCCAUUCGGGCUGGGAGAUCGAUGUCCGGAAGCCCAUCCCUUUGAACCUCAAGGACGUAGAUGGCGGCCUGCCAAACCAAGUCCUGGGCUGUAAGCUCGACAAGGGAGCAGCUUCCUACGAGGUCGUCCUCCCAUCAGACCCGGCCGCCAAGAAAUUGCCGGAUCGUGCCUUUUGCUUCUGCGCGGCCUCCAUCAGCUCGGACGGCACUGUGAGCAAGAAAUGCCGACACAAGAUGGAGGUCUGCUCUCAGGCCUCCGAUACACCCUUGGACUUGUGGUCGCCCUUGCGCAAGGCAAUUUUCUUGCCCAAGCUUCACAAGUGGAACAGACGUCUCCAAGGACUCCAAGCAGAGAAGUUCUGCGGGGAUGGGCGUGUGGAUCCGUGGGAAGCCUGCGACGAUGGCAACCAAGUCAGUGGCGACGGUUGCCGCUCAGACUGUCGAACCAUUGAGCCCGGCUUCACCUGUGAAGAGGCGAAGCCCUGUACCACAACCUGCGGCGAUGGAAUCUUGGCAGGCCAGGAGCGCUGUGACGAUGGAAACAUGGAGCCUGGCGACGGCUGCGCCGCCAACUGCCACGUUGAGGUGUUGUGCAACCGGAAGGAAGAAGCCUUUCAGAAGUUCAGGCGCCCCAGCGGCUUCAGGCACACGAUCCUCCCCAAGCAAAGCAGGGAUUUGGAGCAUCCCGUCAUGCACAACCCGAAAGUGGGGACCAGCGUGCGAGCAGCUGUGCCUGUCCUCGAGGGUUCAUCCUCCUGUACCGGCUAUGCCUGCCCAACAAACUGCAUGCCAAAGCCUUGGAUCGAGUCCUAUCUGUGCGCGGGCCCCACUUGCAGCAAGGAGGACGCGGCUCGGUGCUGCGAUUGUGUCGGCUCCAGUUCUCCCAGCUCCCCUAAAAGCUCGCUUGCUGUCCCAUGCUUCUCCUGGAACACGUCCACUUCCAACACACGAACCCCGUCUGUUGCCGAUGUCGUCAAGCAGUGCAAUGGCGCGCUUGGGUACAUCUUUGGCAUGGCCAAAGGGGGUGUACUCCAGGUCCGUCAUGAUGUGGUGCUGCCGAGCCGGGAUGCUUUUUCAAAGGCAUUGCAGGUCAAGGACACUGAGGGCACUGUGCACGUCACGCCGGUAUCCCAAACUAUUCAAAGCUUGGCCUUGAAGACCAAACAGACAGACGAUGGCGUGCGCUUUGGCUUCUAUUGCGCUGGUUCUGAUGACGACUGCCAGCUCUGGCAAGUCCUCCUCGACUCGUCCGCCGAAGGUGCUGCGUCCGCUGCCUUCCUAGCGUCGCAGGCCGGGGGCGUGGGUAUCGAACCAGAGGCCGGGACGACCUUCGUCAUCUACAAGGUGAUGGAUCCGGCAAACAUCUGGCAGUGUGGUGGCGCCCAGGAUAGAGCACCGCAACAAUGCGGGGAUGGCUUGGUCUCAGGAAACGAGGAGUGCGACUUUGCAGCUGCACCUGCAAACAGGGCGCAGCAAGGCUGCAAUGCCACCUGCCAGGUGGACAUCGGCUGGGGCUGCAGCACCAGCCCCUCCUUGCAGUGCUCUGCGCUCUGCGGAGAUGGGCUCGUUCGGGACACCGAGACCUGCGACGAUGGCACCAACUUUGUUUGGGGAGGCUGCACCAACGACUGCACCCAGCACACCCAGCUCAGUUAUGUUCCUUUCAAGUCCUGUGCAGCCGGCCCCAAACGCGUCGCGAACGCUGCCACGGACCUGGAGGCCUGCACGGAAGCCUGCGACUCCCAGGAGAGCUGUGCAGCAGUGGAGUGGUCCGGAGGGCGCUGCCACCACAUUCUCGAGCCCGUGGCCACCUCUCUGGGCCAAGGCUCAGCCUCAGAGGCUGGGUCCCAGGGGUGCUACGUGAAAACCCGGUAUUUGCUGGUCACCAAGGGUUUGGAAUCCCUGGCAGGGGACAUGGCCACUUUCAAGAAGCAAGUCCAGAGCAAGUGCGCGGAGAGGGGUCUCAUGCCAGUGUCCAUCAGUUCUGCCAAGGAACUCGAGAUUGCCUACGAUUUUGUGAAGAAGACCGGCCACAAUCUGACACAGAACAAGGGCAUCCCCGUUGGGUGGGCCAUCAAGCAUGGCCAGAUCAACAGCUACUUCGACCUGGCCAAUGCCUCCUCCGACGUGGACGUCUUCCUGGCAGAAGCCUACAGGAGUGGCAAAUGGCAGACCAACCAGUGGACAACCAAUGCGGCGAAGGCGGGGUUGGUUGGCUUCGGCUUCGGCGACGCCGCGUCCACCAAGCGCGCGGGGUUCCACGACUGGCAGCUUUCAGACCAUCCCUCGGGAUUGAUCUGCGAGUACCUCAAGCUGCCUGAAUUUUCGGAGGCCGGAGUCCGAUUGGUGGAUGGUGGCAAGCGCAAUCGUGGCAGAGUGGAGGUUUACCAUCACCACGCAUGGGGCACCGUCUGCAGCAAGGGCUUCACCGAGAAAAGUGCGGACGUCGUUUGCCGCGAGCUUGGCUUUCCAGGCGGAAAACGUGUCACAGGCGAAUUCGCCGGAAAGGGCACCAUUUGGAUGGCCGAAGUGGCGUGCUCUGGCAGGGAGAGCUCGCUCAAGUCCUGCCGAUUUCCAGGCUGGGCGAAGCACGACUGCAGCCACGAGCAAGACGUCGCUGUGGAGUGCCAGGUACCAGUGCGACUGGUGGAUGGAAAUGCCACCCGCGGACGACUGGAGGUGUAUCACGAGCAUAAGUGGGGCACGGUCUGUGACAAUGCUUUCAGCGAGCUCGAUGCGCAAGUUGUUUGCCGUGAGCUUGGCCUCUACGGUGGCAAUGCCAUCUUGGGACUCGGAGAAGGAAGUGGCCCCAUCUGGAUGGAUAAGCUUGGCUGCUUCGGCAAGGAGGACCUCGUGGACGCGUGCUCGUUCGCAGGCUGGGGCAAGACUUCCUGCAAGCAUAAACAAGAUGCAGGCGUGCAAUGUGAGGCUGCUGCUGUCGAGGCCACAUCCUAUGGGGCAGUGGAAGUUGCGGGCGACGUCUUUGAGAAGUUCUGGUGGUACCCUCCAGGCACUUCCUGGCCGACAGGCAAGACCGACGUGCUGGGUGACAAGUUCGGCGCGUGCGAAGCCACGGAUGCUGUGUGCUUCCAGAGGUUGCCCAACGACAUGGAAGCCGGAUACUUGCUGGCCAUCGAUGGAUUGGACAACCGAAGGAUCUGGAGGUUCACCCACGAGGACGUGAGUCUCGCCGCCUUCGAAGCAUUGCGGGAUGGCAAGACCAUGGAGGGCCUCGAGGGGAUCUCUUGGGAGCCGGAAGCGUUGAAGGGCACCAAGACGCAGGAGAAGCAGCAGCACUUCAUGUACCACCGGAAAGGUGACACGAAGAGCUUCCUGCUGGACCACGACGGCAGUGGCUGCGAAUCCACGUUGUACAUGGGGCCGCCACAGAAAGAGAGCCCAAGGUGCUCUGCUGUCGGCUUGGACCAUGGCCUUACACUCUACUACCGCAGCAUACCUACAACGACAACGACCACGACAUCGACAACGACUUCGAUAACGACUACGUCAACGACUACAUCAACAUCAACAACCACGUCAACCACAACAUCAACAUCAACAACGACGUCAACCACAACAUCAACGAAAACGACUACAUCGACAACGACUACAUCGACAACGACUACCUCAACGACAACCGUAACGACAACGUCCACAUUAACGACAACGGUUACGGAGAAUGGCUGCGCUUGUCCAGCUUCGAAAUGGAAGGGCUCCCGCAACAGCGACAAUUUUUGGUUGGAUGCAAGGAGGAUGAGCCGUUCAAUGACCCUUGCAUUCUUCUACAAGGCGGAUGCCGGUGCUGCACACUUUACGAACUACCUGAUGUGGUCGUCGAGGACGUCGAUGUUCAUCAACGGUGCUGGAACCAAGCUCGAGUUGCUGUGCAACCCUCAUGGUGUUCACCAUCGCAAAUCAGGUCAACAUUCCUCGAUACGCGAUGGUAAGUGGCACGAGCUUGUCUUUGUUUUGGAUGGAGGGACCGUGAAUGUUUACAUCGACGGUACCUCAGUCUUUCGGCACUCCCAGUGCAGCAGUUUCCUCCAGAACUGGCGGUUUGGCAACCACGCGUGCGAGAUCUCCAAGAUGACUUUGUGGAACCGCAAGCUCCAAGCAGGGGAGAUCACGGGGAGCCAGGCAACGUGCGAGGCUCACAGCGGAUUGUAUUCCCAGUACCUGAUGGCGGACAGGAAAGACCAGAAGCGGAACGGCCCUGACCUCUCCGUAUCAGGCCCGGGGUCACUCAAGGUUAGCUGA
Molecule: messenger RNA, 5832 nt
Organism: Symbiodinium natans
Lineage: Eukaryota; Dinophyceae; Suessiales; Symbiodiniaceae
Source: the annotation of a GenBank genome assembly